AUGCAUCAUCAUGUUCUGUGUAAUAUUUUAACCGACUUAAUUUAUUCACACAUUUGUGCUGACUUUAGUCAGGCAUGAUAAGAAACGCGCUUAUCCUGCAGACCGCGGAACUCUGCUUCUUUACACUUCCUACAGUGUGCUGCUCUUAAUACUAAAUUUAAUAAUGAUACCGUUUCGACCAGUCAAAUUUUUUCAAAUAUCGACAACCUAUGACAACCUGGAUAUGUAGAGGCAAUGAAAGUACCUAUUAUUUUAGGUGCCUUGUGGCUGGAUGGGGGGGUCACAUUCAAUAAAAGCAAGAAUGUUCAUGGUUGACCUCUCUGACUUGAAGGAGUCGAGGUGUCUGCAGCUGCUAAAGUGAUUGAGACGUCUACUUGGAUUAAUUUGUCAGCAGAUACAGUGACUCAAUCACAUCUGCUAACACGAGGCAACGCUCUUAGCAAGUGCACCUGCCGACAGAAAUCAUUACGUGCGGAAAUUUUUUUGGGCUAAGUCCCCGGCAAAUGAAAUCAUACCUCAACAUACCACGGAGAGCGAACAUUGUAUCAGAAACAAAUUAUAUUUUCGGGCACAAAAGUAUGCGAAUUAGGUCGAAAACAUGGCGGAUAUCCAAGCUUUACUUCUUGAGAACGAUUCACAAAAUUUGUAUUUAGUCCCCAAGGAUGCCUUAAUGUAAAAAUUCCAGGAUGAUUCUUUUCUAGUCAGUCGCGUGAUUUUCACCUAAACAAUAUUUCGUGUUUUCAAACUCCACAGGAUAUUUCCUUCCAAAGCCCUCGGGUGAUGAUAAUUAACAUUAAUGACUUCUUGUUCGUCUGUAUUCAGCUCAAAGUCAAUUUAACGCACGUCUGCGCUAGCCAAUCAAAGGCAGCCAAGACACAGAACACUCGAAGCGUCAUUUAAUCGUUUUCACGUGUUGGACACAAUUGCAUCAGAAUCUUUUGGUCUUUAUCUCGUACGCCGUGGGUACAGACCUACUGGAAGACGUCACUUGGUAAGAAUUUAUGCAAUAUUUUACAUUUAACCAGUUAUAUUUCAUGUAAGUAAAAUUUUACCCGUGAAGCUCUCCUUUUGGGAACCAUUUUCUCGGUAGCAUGUCCAUUUCUAUUACCUGAUAUCGUUUACGUUGGUUAGGGCAUUGUCCACAUGUUUAAGGCUCUAAAUCGGUCGUUAAGGAGGUUUGCGACUUUUAUUUACACCAAUUUUACGCGAUACGGAAUGAAGCAGCCUUGUUCUGUUAGGACUUACGGCAACACACCUUGUAAGAAGAUCCCUUCUUACCAGGUAAUUGCUUAGAUCGGAAAUCAGUUUUUUCUCAAUCACGACGAGAAGCGAAGAGUGACUCAUUGAUUCGAAAUUUAUUUUGGCCACUCAAGAUGGAUUGCGUGUUUGUGUUCAACUAUUAAAUCAUACCAACCUGAGAGAUGUAUUGGUGGCAAAACUGUGUGAAGUCGGAUAUGAACUAGGUCACUUUUCACUUUUCACUUUUCACAUCGGCCUUGUGAACACGUGUGACGCAUUCGUGACGCCAUUGCUCAUUCUAAUUAUCUAUCUCGUGCGGAAAUUUUGUUGUAGUUAUGAUCAUAACCAUGGUUUUCAACACAGUUCUAUGAACAGAACGUAGAAAUUCACUGUAGGAAACGUUGCUAUGUAACCUAGCAAGCUUUAUGAAAUUGUUCCAAACACUUUGGCACAUUAUGUAUAACAACAUAUCACGGACUCAAGAUGGAAGUGUUGGAAAUAAUUCAAUCUUAUCUUUAAAUUGAGGGACCUGUGGUCGCCUGUUUUAGAAUACAAUUUGUAUUUUCUCCAUAUUUCCCCCAAUUUCUCCCUAAGUGCCACUAACCCCCAAAAGUUGUUUUGUCAAACCAAUUUGAAAUUAUCGUUAUCAUUUAGAGAGAAAGCAGUCACCUGAAAACAUAGGAAAGAACUAUAGAAUUAUGCCCAGAGGAAGGUUCGCUCCUCAUACCACCCCAUAUUCUAAAGACAACUGCCCUGAAGCAAAGAAAUGCAGAAGAAAAUAGGUUGAUUUCUCUCAAACAUGUUGGUGGGCAGGCAUGAUUCUUGCCACUCGCAAGCUAUUUUAAAUCUUUUCCCUUUAAAGUUUAUCUCUGACCAGGAUAUCUUUUACUGACUUUCCCUUUCAAUAUCACAACAGGGCAUGGUUGGUUUUGAAUAAGAUGCCAUUUCUCCAUCUCUGUUCUUGAAGUUAGGUAAAGCCAAGUGAAAUUGUGUUACAGAAGGCAAUAUUUUCUUCUGUUUGCUAUUUUCUUUUUAUUUUGAUGACCUUUCCCAGUAAUAUUAAUUUUAAAGAUAGUUAUACAAAAUCUCAUCUGGAUGUCCCCUAUACUUCAAGCACAUUUUGAAAUUCUGUAUGUUUUAAUUAAAUGUGGAGUGAGAGAAAUGUGUUUUUAGGAAGGGUAGUGCUUCUUUUAUGUAUCCUUUAUUUACACCUGGGGGAUGAUGCAAAUAAAAAUUUGAAUAUUGGAAGGGCUCUGUCUCUUCAUAAUGUGUUGUACGCCAAGUGUUGAUCCCCCAUUAAUUGCUCGCCUUUUCUUGACACCAUCUUCCUCUUGUCUCUUGACACCAUUCAUCGAGGCUUCACUUUUGGUGCACAAUCAAUUUCCUCCAUCUCUAUGUUAUAUUCUAAUAGAUUAGAAGCUGCAGAUGCUUUGAAGUCAUUCAGUCACUGUUCAAGUUUGAUUCUUUAGAUGACAUGGCUUUCUUUAGGUAUUUUGUGGAGGGUCCUCAAUGGUUAAAAAAGGGAAAUUCCCACAAGCAUUUCCCCUUUCUUGGCAAAGAAUCUUUUAAGUUAUUGCCUUGUAGCAAGUUUUUUCAGGAUGCUAUAACAACCUUCCUCAAUCCAGGUCCUAAGAUGCACAGUUGUGAAACAUAAAAAUUAAACUUUUACUGCUUGUAGAAUUUGGAGGUUUUAUGUGUUUUUUUUUUAAUGUGACAUUGCUUUUCUCACUGUGUUGAUCAGUAAAACCAUGAAAUUUCUUUUACUGAAAAAAUGUUUUGGUUUUAGUGGCACUUUAAAAUGAAUCAAUUUAUUAAUUAGGUUCCAAGGGGACAUAGGCAAGAGCUUUUUGUUGGAGUGUCCAACACAAGCUUGUUAUUGGUGUAAUUUUUUUGGCACUUCAGUUGAUAACCAUAGCACUGUCUCCUCAACCUAUGCCGUUGUUCUUUCCAUACCCAGAUAUUCUGCUCUUGUUUAUUAAUAUGGUUCCUGUAAUUGAGGAAGCACUAGGCCUCAUCUUAAAUUGUGGUCUUACAAUAAAGCAACAAAAAUUUCAUAAUAUUGUUGUUUCCUUGAAAAUACUUCAAUUUCCACUUCAUUUAGAGUUAUUUCAGGAUAUCCCUACUCUUUCAGAUUUAUGAUCUUCUUUCAGUGUUCUACAAAACCUUAUAUCUUGCCCUCUUGUGAGGAGCACAAAUGAAUCAACCCUGUGUACAUUUUAAGUGAGCAUUUUCAAUGACACUCUCCCUUAAAAGAAGACUGAUGUUCAUGGUGUUGUCUUUUCUGAAUCAUUCUGCUGAGAAAAGAAGCGAUUUGAAGGUCUGUCCUUACAGCUUGACUUUUGGGUAUAAUGCUCAAGGAAAAUUAGGUGUGGUGUCUAUAAGAUGGGAAAAACACCACAACAAUGAUACAAAUGUUACUUCUUGACUAAGUAUGACACAUGUAACUAAUAGAAAAUGUACUUACAUACAUUGAUUUCAGGUCAAGACUCACCACUAAGCAGAAUGUGUGGGAUCUGGGCUAUAUUUGGAAUCCCAGAAUACUCAAAGUAUGCCAGCCUUGCCAUGAAAAUCUGCCAAAGAGGACCUGAUGUGUUCCGUAUGGAGACAAUUCCCCAUUUCAAGAACUGCUGUGUGGCAUUCCACCGCCUGGCUAUUGUUGAUGAUCUUUAUGGCAUGCAACCAAUGAGAAUCAAAGCACUGCCACACCUUUACCUAAUUUACAAUGGAGAGAUUUACAACCACAAAGAAGUUGGGAAGAAGCAUGACUUUGACUUUUUCACCAAAUGUGAUGGGGAAGUCAUUCUGCAUCUCUAUGACAAGUUUGGAGCUGAAGGAAUGGCCCAAAGGCUAGAUGGUGUUUUUGCUUUUUGUGUUAUUGACACAAAGAAAAGACAAGUUCACAUUGGAAGAGAUACUUUUGGUAUCCGUCCAUUGUUUACUUUGUCUGCACCUGAAAAGAAAACAGGAAUUUUGGCUUUAAGCUCUGAAGCAAAAGGCCUUGUUCCUCUCAUCAAAAAUUUUGAAAAAAAUGGCAACAAGGUUGUGGUAAAGCCAUUCCCCCCAGGUCAAUAUGCAUCAUACAGCUUGUCAAAUGAAGAAGGAUUAACUACAUUUAUUGAGCAAAAGGCAUACACAAAGGUUGGCAAGCCCCCCGUCUUUGAAACCAAAGUAAAGCCUGACUCCAGCGACGUCAUGGAAAACAUCAGAAAGUUGUUCACUGAAGCAGUGCGUAAGCGCCUCAUGGCAGACCGUAGAAUUGGUUGUUUGCUCUCUGGUGGCUUGGACUCUAGUUUAGUGGCAUCCUAUCUAACCAAGCUUGCAAAAGAAAGUGGAAUUGACUACCCAAUCCAGACCUUCUCAAUAGGAAUGGAAGGAAGUACAGAUGUUGCUGCAGCUCGCAAAGUGGCAAAUCACAUUGGUUUGUUUAGAUAUUUGUUUGCUUAUUAAUUUCAAACACUUAUUAAUGGGCUGUGCUGUGGUAAAAUUUUUAUUCAAAAUAUCCCAUAUAUUCUUGCCAAGUAAAGUAAAUGGUUUGAACCCAGGAGUAUCAGUAGUUUGUAUAGUGUGAUCGUCCGGGUGAGUGUAGUUCUGAAAAGAACUGUUGUUGGUGACUUGAUAUUCUUGCCAAGUUAUGCUAACAGUUUAAAGUUAAUUAUAAUGCUUCACAAUGUAGGACUGUAUUCACUCUAGGUAUGUAGGAUUUUGAUAUGGCAACCACCAUCAUUUUGAAAGGGCAUGCAUAUCAUAAUGCAACAAACUUGUCAAUUCAACUUUUAUUUUAUUACAGUCAACUUUUCAGAGCUUAUAAGGGCUAACACUUAUGGUUUGUCAGAAGUUUUCUUUGUGAUUUAAAGUUCAACCACAGCAAAGCUUUGAAAAUGAUUGGGAAGUAUUCUUGCUGACAUUUGACAAUAGUGACUUGGCUGUGAAUUUAUUCCUGUAGGGAGUGAACACCAUGAGGUAAUCUUUACUGCAGAGGAGGGACUCCAAGCUUUGCGUGAAGUGAUCUAUGCCUUGGAAACAUGGGACAUAACAACAAUCAGAGCAUCAGUUGGAAUGUACCUUGUCAGUAAGUACAUCAGCAAAGAAACUGACACUGUAGUAAUUUACUCUGGUGAGGGUUCUGAUGAGCUGUGUCAAGGUUACAUCUAUUUCCAUAAGGCACCAACCCCAGAAGAGGCAGAUGCAGAAUCUCGAAGACUGCUGGAAGAUCUUUACUUGUACGAUGUUCUGCGUGGUGACCGCUCAACAGCUUCACAUGGUCUGGAAAUCCGUGUUCCCUUCUUAGAUGUUCAAUUCACUUCUUAUUUCUUAUCUCUUCCUCCUGAGAUGCGACAGCCUAAAGAUGGCAUUGAAAAGUGGCUUCUGCGGGUAUCUUUUGAUAAAACAGAUGCAUUACCCAAGGAGAUUCUUUGGCGAGCUAAAGAGGCAUUCUCUGAUGGAGUGUCUUCUACUAAGCCUGGACAGGCAUGGUUUGAGAUUUUACAGAAUCACAUCAAUAACCAGGUCCCUGAUGAAGCACUAGCUGCAGCAGCUGAGGUUUACCCAGAUAACACCCCCAAAACCAAGGAAGGCUUCUAUUACCGUCAGAUCUUUGAAGAGUUUUUCCCAGACCAGGGCCAUUUUAUUCCAUAUCUGUGGAUGCCAAAGUGGACUAAUGCCACAGAUCCUUCAGCAAGAACCUUGAAACAUUUCAAAGAAUAG
Pocillopora meandrina is the source of this 5943-nucleotide messenger RNA. Lineage: Eukaryota; Metazoa; Cnidaria; Anthozoa; Scleractinia; Pocilloporidae. The record is from the annotation of a GenBank genome assembly.